GAAAGGAAUGAAAUUUUGGAGUGAAAAUUUUAAUAUAGAAACAUGCUCGCGUUAGCCUAUUUGUUAAAAUAUUUCAAGCACUAAAACUACUAUUAUUCUUUCCGCUAACGGAGAAUACUGCGGGAGGGAGAUCGAUGGAGGAUGACGUCGAGAUGGCGGCGGCGGAGAGCGGAGCCGCGGUUGAGCUAGACGACAUGAAGAAGAGGCUGAAGGAGAUGGAGGAUGAAGCUGCAGCUCUUCGGGAAAUGCAGGCAAAGGUCGAACAGGAGAUGGGCGCCGCCCAAGAUCCUGCUGCUGCUGCAGCUAGUCAGACAAAUAAGGAAGAAGUGGAUUCUCGGUCAGUCUUUGUUGGCAAUGUGGACUAUUCGUGUACCCCAGAGGAAGUGCAGCAGCAUUUUCAGUCUUGUGGGACAGUGAAUAGAGUAACUAUUAGGACUAACAAGUAUGGUCAACCAAAGGGAUAUGCAUAUGUUGAGUUCCUUGAAACCGAAGCAGUUGACCAGGCUCUGCUUCUCAAUGAGUCCGAACUUCACGGACGCCAACUGAAGGUUUCUGCCAAGAGGACCAAUGUUCCUGGCAUGAAACAGUUUCGGCCUCGGCGUGCAAAUCCCUAUAUGGGCUUCCGGGCUAGAACUCCGUUCAUAGCUGCUCCUUACAUGUAUUCUCCAUACGGAUAUGGGAAGGUUCCGAGGUUUAGAGCACCCAUGCGUUACAGUCCUUACUUUUGAGCCUCUGAAAUUUGGUCAAGGCCUCAUGCUCCACCUGCUAGAUCAUGUAGUCUGUCAUAUGAAUACUUGUCAUGAUGUUUAUUGCAUGGUAAUGAAACUUGAAGUGAAAACAUAUUGUCUUCAAUUUUGUGGUUUUAAAUUUAUAUUGAUUGCCUUGUGUUUUAAAGGGAAUAAUUUACCUCGGAAAAUAAAUAUUAUCCUCUCUAGAGCAUUUACUGGUAGUGUGAUAACAGUAGCAUUCUAUUCUUCUCUUUUACAUAUUAAACAAGGUCUCGAGCAUUCGAUUUAUUGUCGAAAAUCUCUA
Molecule: messenger RNA, 1032 nt
Organism: Striga asiatica
Lineage: Eukaryota; Viridiplantae; Streptophyta; Magnoliopsida; Lamiales; Orobanchaceae
Source: the annotation of a GenBank genome assembly